AUGACAGAUUUCUUGGUGUGUACAUUUUCAUCAAAUAUUUGUCGUUUAGCUUAUGAAUUAAUGCAAACACAUCAUAUGGAAUUGGGUGAUGCAACACAAUUAUGUCAUUCCAUUGAUAUUGCAUUCCAUGAAGAAGAUUACAGUAGACUAAAAUUUGAUGUGAUUAGACCAGAUAUGAAAGAACAGUUAAAGUAUGGUGAUGUAGUGGAUAUUUUCAUUAAUCAUGGAAAUGGUUCAGCAUCAGUAAAACUAGAUCAAUCAAGCAGAAAUAUACAUAAUAAAAGCCAAAAGAAUACAAGGAACGAAUUCUUUAUGGCACCUGCUUAUAAGUUUAGACCAAGAAUAAACAUAACUUGA
Messenger RNA from Schistosoma rodhaini, 357 nucleotides. The record is from the annotation of a GenBank genome assembly. Lineage: Eukaryota; Metazoa; Platyhelminthes; Trematoda; Strigeidida; Schistosomatidae.